This is a messenger RNA of Mugil cephalus (flathead mullet), 3351 nucleotides long. RefSeq names its product macrophage-expressed gene 1 protein-like. The record is from RefSeq and is a predicted model, not a curated record. The coding region runs from base 14 to 2110 and encodes 698 amino acids. NCBI's taxonomy places the organism in Eukaryota, Metazoa, Chordata, Actinopteri, Mugiliformes, Mugilidae. The transcript has 2 exons. Gene Ontology annotation, biological process: defense response to bacterium.
UCUGACAGCCAUCAUGAAGGGAUCACUGAUCUUCCUCUCCGUCUUUUAUGUCUGCUCUUCAGUCCCUGUAAACCGCCCGACCAACUGGCUCCGACAAUGUCGCGCCUCCACCAACCUCUCCAUCACAGCCCUGGAAGUGCUGCCAGGCGGAGGAUGGGACAACCUCCGCAACAUGGACAUGGGUCGAGUCAUGAACAUCAGUUUCUUCCAGUGCCAGACCACCGAAGACGGGCUCUACCUCAUCCCUGACGAAGUGUUUGUCAUCCCGCACAAGGAGACAGGUGUGGAGACCAGCUCAGAGGUUAUCACUUCAUGGAUUAACCAGACAAGCUCUACGUCUGGAUCCAUAAAUUCAGAUACAUCCUUCUUUUCGGUGCUGAAUGCCAAAUUUUCUACUGAGAACAUGAGAAUGAAGACCCACCAGGUCAAAGACUCUUCAACUACAACCAGAGUGAAGGUUCGGAACUUCAUCUACACAGUCAAGGCUUAUCCAGACUUCACUUUGGACACACGCUUUGCCCAGCAAGUCAAAGAAAUCGCUGACGCACUGGAAAACAACCAGACAAGGAACGCAGACUAUCUGGCAGAGAAGAUGGUGUUGGACUAUGGAACUCAUGUUAUCACCACUGUCGAUGCUGGGGCUCUUUUGGUAGAGGAAGACUACCUUCGGUCUUCAUAUAUGUCACAGAGUGUGUUAGAUAGUUCAUCUGUCAAAGCAUCAGCUGGCUUGAAUUUUUUUGACAAACUCAAGUUUGACAUAAGCAGUGAAAGGAGCCAAAAGAGCUCUUUACUUCAAACUUAUCAGUCCAACAUCCAGUACUCUCUCAUUCAGAGUCAUGGAGGCACAUCUUUUUAUCCGGGCAUCGGCCUGCAGAAGUGGCAAGAAAGCACCCCCAACAACCUGGUUGCUAUUGAUCGUUCAGGAGUUCCCCUACACUACAUUAUCAACACAAACGCAAUCCCUGAUCUACCAGAACCUACAGUUAAAAAAGUGUCUCUUUCUGUGAGUCAAGCUAUAGAGCGCUACUACAAGGUCAACACCCGCCCCGGCUGUGUUGACGUCAACUCCAAGAACUUCAACUUCCAGGCCAAUGUUGAUGAUAACUCUUGUGAGGGCCCUGCUACAAACCUUAGUUUUGGUGGUGUCUACCAAGAGUGUGUUCAGCUCACCCAAGAUGCAGGUCCAAUUUGUGAUGUCCUGGCCCAGAAAAAUCCAGACACAGGCGACUUCUCCUGCCGUUCACCUUACUCUCCAACUCUACUGAGAUCUGAAGUGAGACAGCAGGGUUACUCUACAUAUGAUUGCUAUGAGGAAAGCCAUAGCUGCUGGCUUGUUCUCACUUGCCAUAAACGCCGUUGUCAGGAUAACUACCACGUACGUUCUGCACGCAUCAACACCUACUGGUGCUCAGUAAACGGAGAAGCCCCACAGAAUUCAGGGUUUCUUUUUGGAGGGAUAUACAGUCCCUCUCUCCAGAACCCCCUCACAAAAGCCAAAAGUUGCCCCCCAGACUUCAUUGCACUGAAGUUUCUCUCAGAUGGUCAAAUGAUCUGUGUUAGCAACGACUAUGAGAUGGGUACCAGAAACUCUGUACCUUUUGGAGGCCUCUUCAGCUGUCAGUCAAACAACCCUCUGGCAAAAUAUCAACACAGCUGCCCUCCCAAGUUCAGCCAGCACCUUGCUACUGUCAGUGAUGGCUGUGAAAUUCUUUACUGCGUCCAGUCGGGGUUGUUCACAGGUGGGCAGCUGCUGCCAAUCCGUCUGCCUCCCUUCACUAAACCUCCACUCAGCAUUAAGGCCACUGACACAGUUAUGGUGAUGACUGAAGGAGAGAUGAACUGGGUUAGAGUGGGGAAGACAAAGGCAUGGAAACUUGCUAAACCAGAGGAAAUCAAUGAAAUUGUGCGGUCAUUUAACCCACAAAUGAGUCAGAUGUCGAGUGGAGAAAAGGCAGGGGUAGUCUUUGGGGUAAUAGGUAUGAUGCUGCUGGUCGUAGCGGCAGUAGUGUUGAUGAAGAGGAGGAGGAGGCUGUCUGGAUUUACGACACAUAGAGGCUAUGAGGAAAUACGUAAUGAGGCUGAAAGAGAGGCAGAGCAAUCUGAGGCUUGAGGAAAAGAAGAAGAAAAAAUGUUUAUUUGUCUCCAGUUUGUAAAUCAUUAACUUGCUGUAUGUACACGUUUGCUUCUCACCUUCUGUUGUGGUCUGUAACGGACAUUUGUUGGUAAUAAAAUACCUUUUUUUUUUUUUUUUUAAAUUAAAAGAGCGUGAACGCAUGUUAAAUAUAACUGCAGACAGCACUUAACUGAGAUGAACCCUAUCGUGCUGAGGUCAGUGUUUACAUUUAUCACUCAUUUCUAUUUCCUAAAAUCUAAUCUUGACAUUCAGCACCAACUACACUGUUUUGCCACAUCCUGCCUUGAGUGAUCCACACAACGAUCAACAGAGCGCUUUUACACAGCUUUGUACUUUUGAUCUAAAUGUAAUCCAAACAUAUUUCAUACAGGUAAACAUGUUUCUUGGGAACGUAGAUUGCAGAUGAUGCGGCCGUUGGUUUUCUUCUGACCUGUAGCAGAAAAAAAAUAUGGCAUGGUUUUAUGAAGGCAAUAGAGGAACUGAUAACAAUGCCUGACAGAUGAAUAUAGACAGUAGAUAACAUAGUGUGCAGCCUAAUUAGUAAGAGUCCAGUUAUCCCCAUGAGCCGGUUUAAUCAGCAAUAUGAUUUUUGCUGCCACCCGCUGGCUGCAUUCAACAACCAACUAGUUCACUGAAGAUGCAACCGACAAGCUUUUUUGAAUGGAAAUGUUCAACUCUUUUAACACUUAGUGUGUUUGACUGCAUAAAGUCAAGAUUAAAUAAUGAAAUGAAACAGAAGAACAUUUAAACGACAUUUAAAUUAAAAUCAGAAAAACUACAUCUUUUGGAGCCAAGAUGACACUGGAAGCCAGUCACAUAUGAAUAAAGAACAGGCAAGUACCAUUAAAAUAAAUUAAUAAAUACAUAAGACUCCGCUGUAACGGACUUUUGACCCCAGCAUCAUGUUCAGAAUAACCAGAGCAUUUGUUGGAAGAAGAAGACAACACACUUACCAAAUACUGUCCGGUGAAAGAAAUGCUCAAAUUCCUAUUUGGAGAAUUUAUACAGUAAUUUCCAAAAACUUGUUUACUGCUCUUGGGGUUUAUAUUUCUAACUGAUUAACUGGUGUAGUUCUUCAUGCCGUUAAAUGUAUCCUCCCUUCACGUACCCUGGAAAAUUCUCCUGCACAGUAUUAUAGGGUAACCACUCAAUGUUUUUGGCUUUUACUUUUCAUGUAAUAACACACAUUUCAAAUAAAUGGUACUUUUUAUGUGUGA